AUGGAAAGAGUUGGUGAAGAAACAGUAGCGAGUAACAACAUAGAAUUGAAAGGACGAGUCGAUGAUGUUCCUCGUAAGCUUGAUGAUCGUCAUAUGGUGAUUGAAUCAGAAACUGGAAACGAUUGUUUGAGGAGUGAUUGUCCUGGAAGCUCAGUUCAUCACAGGAAUGUUGUAGAUAUGAAUAAGUCUCCGGAGGAAGCUAAGGUUUCUGUUGAAGAAUUGACAUUGGGGAACUAUAGGGUAGUUCAAGGGAGUAAUCAUAAUAAUCAUCAUCAUAGUAUGGAUAGUUCUAGGGCUGGGAAGUUUGAGCAUCUCUAUCGUUUAGCUAGAGGGUCUUCUUUUAAGGCAGGAGAUGGGGAUCUUGAUUCUCAUCAGCCUCGUGAUAUGGAUCAAAUGUUGUCGAGAAUCAGACAACAGCUUGCUGGAGCUCCUUCGGAAAGGCAAAACCUGAAACCUUUUAUGGGUAGGAGGAAUGAUCAGAAUCUUGAAGCGUUUUCUGAACGUUUAAGAGUAGCUGGUGAGAACAGCAUGAUGAACGCUCCUGCAUUGGUCAAUGAAGGUGUUCACUUGAAAACGCCGUUAAGUUCUUCGAGUUUUUCUCAGUUGAUACGCAAAAGAGCUAUGAAGGGGAAAGGGGUAGUAGGAAAAAACCAGGAAACUACUUCUGAAUUUGUAUGUGAUCAAGAUAUAGGAGGCAAGGAAAAAAAGUUGGAUAAUGGCAAGUCACCUACUCCUCAAAAUGUAAUUACUCCAAAAUCAAAUCCCAACGGAAAUGGGAUCGUAUCACAUGGUGAUGUGAAGCAUACUAGAUCUUCUUGUGGAAUCAGUUUGAGGGAGUUUCUUAGAUCAAGUUAUGCUAAACGAGAGAAACGACACAGCCUUUGUCUAUUUAGGCAGCUGGUGGAGCUGGUUGACUCAGCCCAUUCACAAGGUUUAUUCUUGAUGGACUUGAGACCAUCCCUUUUCACGUUAGUUCCAUCGAAGAAACUUAGAUAUAGUGGUACUUUUGGGAAGAACGGUUUAGAUUCAGAUGUUGACGAAGAUUUGAAUAGGAAGAGGCCCGUGUUUCAGGAAUCAUCUAUCGUAGGUAGGGAUUUGAAGAAAAGAAAAACAGACUUGGAUGUACAUUCUCGAGGGAAUCAACUUCAAGCCACUUCAACUGGGAAGCCUUCCAAAAGGAAAAGCCCUUUGAUUGAUUUAAAUGUGGUUGACACACGUAAUCCAGACAGUUGUGAACUUCAACAGCAAAACUAUAUCAAAAAUUUGGGCGUGUCUUCAAUGACGAAAAAACAGUCUAUGUCCACAUGGCUAGAAGAGCAAUGGUAUACUUGUCCAGAGGAGAUAAAUGGAGAAGAUAUCGGAGAAAAAUCAAAUAUAUAUGCCCUUGGUGUUCUUCUGUUUGAGUUGCUAUGCCAUGGCGAGUCCGGUGAGAUGCAUGCUGCAAUGAUGGCAGAUUUACGUCAUCGAAUUCUCCCACCAUCAUUUCUCUCAAGAUACCCAAAGGAAGCCGGAUUUUGUCUUUGGCUUCUACAUCCUGAACCUCCCUCCCGACCAACAGCUAGAGAUAUACUAAAGUCUGAGUUAAUAUGUGAGGAUGAUUCAGUUAAAUUGACUGCUCCUGAUGAGGAGAUAUCUGAGCUGUUACUUCAUUUUUUGUCUUCACUAGAAGAGCAGAAGCAGAAAAAUGCAUCUAAGCUUCUGCAAGACAUCCAGACUUUGGAGGAUGAUAUUAAGGAGGCUGAGCGAAGAUAUUCUUCAAAUGCUUCUUUGGUGAGAUCUCAUGGAGAUAUUGAAAGAAGAGCGCAAUCAUCUCCCUUAGACGAGUGCCGUGCAACUACUUCUGGCGCCAUGUUUGUACCGACUGCUAAUACAGACAGGCUGAUGAGUAAUAUCCGUCACCUUGAAGAUGCAUAUUUCUUCAUGAGAUCACAAAUGAAGUUAUUGGAUUCUGUUGCUAGUGCCCGUUCUGACAAAAGCCUUCUAAAGGACAGGGACAGGUGGUCUGAAAACCAAAAUGAGAAUCAGGAUACGAGAACCAAAGGAAAAUCUUCAGAUCAAUUGGAAGUGUUUUUCGAGGGGUUGUGCAAAUUUGCUCGGUAUAGCAAGUUUGAAACAUGUGGGACAAUAAGAAGUGGAGACCUUUUAAACUCUGCAAGUGUGGUCUGCUCAUUGAGUUUUGACCCUGAUGAGGAACACAUAGCAGCAGCUGGGAUAUCAAAGAAAAUCAAGAUUUUUGACUUCAAUGCAUUUAUGGAUGAAUCUAUCGGUGUUCAUUAUCCACUUGUAGAGAUGGUCAACAAAUCCAAAUUAAGCUGUGUUUGCUGGAAUAGUUACAUCAAAAACUAUUUGGCCUCGACUGACUACGAUGGUGUAGUUCAGAUAUGGGAUGCGGGGACUGGACAAGGGUUUUCACAGUACAAUGAACACCAGAAGAGAGCCUGGUCAGUUGAUUUUUCUCCUUCUGACCCGACAAAAUUUGUCAGUGGGAGUGACGAUUGUUCUGUAAAGCUUUGGAGCAUCAAUGAGAAACGGUCGUUAGGCACAAUUUGGAGUCCAGCAAAUGUGUGUUGCGUGCAAUUCUCUUCUUAUUCAAAUCACUUAUUGGCAUUUGGUUCAGCUGAUUACAAGGUCUAUUGCUAUGAUCUUCGGUAUGUCAAAACUCCUUGGUGCACAUUGGCUGGUCAUGAGAAAGCUGUUAGCUAUGUUAAAUUUAUGGAUUCAGAGACCAUUGUUUCUGCUUCCACUGAUAAUUCUCUCAAGCUUUGGAAUCUUAACAAGACGAAUUCGUCUGGUUUAUCUUCUGGUGCUUGUUCAUUGACGUAUAAAGGACAUACAAAUCAAAAGAAUUUUGUCGGAUUAUCGGUCUUGGAUGGAUACAUAGCCUGUGGUUCAGAGACCAAUGAGGUGUAUAGUUACUAUAAAUCAUUACCAAUGCCAAUGACUUCAUACAAGUUUGGAUCGGUCGAUUCAAUUUCUGGAAACGAAAACUUUGAUGACAAUGGACAGUUUGUGUCGAGCGUAUGUUGGAGAAAAAAAUCAAAUAUGCUUGUAGCUGCAAAUUCAACUGGAAACAUGAAGCUACUAAAACUUGUUUGA
Arabis nemorensis is the source of this 3096-nucleotide messenger RNA. Lineage: Eukaryota; Viridiplantae; Streptophyta; Magnoliopsida; Brassicales; Brassicaceae. The record is from the annotation of a GenBank genome assembly.